GGCCUCCACUCAGUGUCCUCCACCCCUCUCUGCCAAUCCCUCCACUGGCCCCCAUUCAGUGUCCUCCACCCCUCUCUGCCAAUCCCUCCACUGGCCUCCACUCAGUGUCCUCCAUCCCUCUCUGCCAAUCCCUCCACUGGCCUCCACUCAGUCGUCCUCCAUCCCUCUCUGCCAAUCCCUACACUGGCUUCCACUCACCCAACGAAAAAAAAAUUCAAAAUACUAACAACAACUUACAAAGCCAUCCACAACUCCCAAGACCUUCUUCUCUCUAGUUCCCGUGUCAGCUCCUCCCUUGCUCACCUCCAGGACUUCUCCUGAGCUUCUCCCAUCCUAUGUUCCUCUUGUAC
Molecule: messenger RNA, 350 nt
Organism: Staurois parvus
Lineage: Eukaryota; Metazoa; Chordata; Amphibia; Anura; Ranidae
Source: the annotation of a GenBank genome assembly